GAAAAAAAGAUGUCUGAUUCUGCAGUUGCAACGUCCGCUUCCCCAGUGGCUGCCCCACCAGCGACAGUUGAGAAGAAAGUGGUCCAAAAAAAGGCAUCUGGAUCUGCUGGCACAAAGGCAAAGAAAGCCUCUGCGACGCCGUCACAUCCGCCAACUCAGCAAAUGGUGGACGCUUCCAUUAAAAAUUUAAAGGAACGUGGCGGUUCAUCACUUCUGGCAAUCAAAAAAUAUAUCACUGCCACUUAUAAAUGCGACGCCCAAAAGUUAGCGCCAUUCAUCAAGAAGUACUUAAAAUCGGCCGUGGUCAAUGGAAAGCUUAUCCAAACUAAGGGAAAGGGUGCAUCUGGAUCUUUCAAACUGUCGGCCUCUGCCAAGAAGGAAAAGGAUCCGAAGGCAAAGUCGAAGGUUUUGUCUGCUGAGAAAAAAGUUCAAAGCAAGAAGGUAGCCUCUAAGAAGAUUGGUGUCUCCUCCAAAAAAACUGCCGUUGGGGCUGCUGACAAAAAGCCCAAAGCUAAGAAGGCUGUGGCUACCAAAAAGACUGCCGAAAAUAAGAAAACUGAGAAGGCAAAAGCCAAGGAUGCCAAGAAAACUGGAAUCAUAAAGUCGAAGCCCGCCGCAACAAAGGCGAAAGUGACUGCAGCGAAGCCAAAGGCUGUAGUAGCGAAAGCGUCAAAGGCAAAGCCAGCGGUGUCUGCAAAACCCAAAAAGACGGUGAAGAAAGCAUCGGUUUCUGCUACCGCCAAGAAGCCGAAAGCGAAGACUACGGCUGCCAAAAAGUAA
This is a messenger RNA of Dufourea novaeangliae, 780 nucleotides long. RefSeq names its product histone H1. Gene Ontology annotation, molecular function: structural constituent of chromatin; DNA binding. The transcript has a single exon. The record is from RefSeq and is a predicted model, not a curated record. Bases 10 to 780 code for a protein of 256 amino acids. Lineage: Eukaryota; Metazoa; Arthropoda; Insecta; Hymenoptera; Halictidae. Gene Ontology annotation, cellular component: nucleosome. Gene Ontology annotation, biological process: nucleosome assembly.